CAUGAAAAGAAAGGUAGAUUAUUUUUGACAUGAUACACAUUAGUCAUCAUCGCAGUCAUAUGCAAUCUCAUAUGGUCCAUUAUGUGUUUCUGAUAGUGCAGUGUUUUUGUAUUGUGCGAAGAUGCCUAAUGUGAGCGGACCAGAGAUUCUGAACGAAGGAUGGCUCACGAAGUCACCACCUACGAAGAGGAUCUGGCGCGGGCGCUGGAGGAAAAGAUGGUUCACGCUGCACGCAGGCGAAAUUCCUGGUCAGUACAUACUCUCGUACUACACAGACAGAAAGAGCAGGAAACUCAAGGGAAGCAUCAACUUAGACCAGUGCGAACAGGUUGACAGGGGCUUCAAGUUUGAGGAUAAGAACCUAAAGUUUGACUACAUGUUCAACAUAAAGACGCCCUCACGUACUUAUUAUUUGGCUGCAGACACUGAGCCUGAGAUGGAGCUCUGGGUAAAGUGCAUCUGCAAAAUAUGCAGCCUCCAGGUCACCAGUGAAAUAGAUGAGUGCACCUAUCAGGAUGAGCUUGCUGAGAUCCAGGAGAAGUCACUGAAUACAGAUGUAUCAUCACCCAUCAGUUCCAGUCCUUACAUUUUGGUCUCUGAGUGCAUUACAGGGAAAACGCCAAUUCUACCUAACCAGCCCAUUGAGGAAUACAAUGCGCUACAGCAGCAGAAUAUAAAAUCGUACUAUGGACGUCCACGGAAUCACGCGAACGAAAGCUACGAUUCGUAUGAUCCGGUGCCGGCGCCCACUUACCUGAACUUCGGACCCAAGGCUUAUGAUACUCCAAGGCUGCUGCAGGCUCCACCCAAAGGAUCUCAGGAGGAGGUGAACUACUGUUACUUCAUCAAGAACAACUUCGGAUCACCACUUCAAAGCCCGACCGACACAGAGAGCGUCUUCACCGACGACGACUGGUCGCACAACGUAUCCGCCCAAACCGAUUCUAACAAAUCGACGCGACCGUCGAACAGUUCAUCGGUGGAUGUGGACUCUGCCAGUCAGCAGUUGAACAACUUCAGGAUUCCCGACGUCGUGCCGCUUGCUCCGCCCAGGCCUCCGAAGCCGUCGCACAUCGCGAUACCGCAGACAUAUCAUAAUUUGCAGUGUAGCAAAACAAUCAAAAGCGAUGGAUCAAAAUCUGGGACUCACAGCAAAUCGAAUUCAAAUUCGGAUCAGGUUGUGGCUCCGAUCAAUGACGAGAUGUAUGACUUCCCCAGGUCGCACCACCUCGAAAUGACGAACGAUGUCCGCGGAACGCUGUCUAGGCGGCAUUGUUACAACAAUGCCGCGCCUAGUAGCAUAGACGGACAUAUUUUCACGUACGACGCUUCCCCAAAACCGAGCACCAGCACCAAUAUAUUCCAAUACGGAGAUGACCUGGUGGACGAGCCGGCGUCCCCCAUAUCGCAAAAUUCCUCGACGACGGCUUAUUCGAAUUUGCCCAGUCCGAUAUUACUAGAUACACCUUUGAUGCCGCCACCAGUUGUGAAUCGUUGCCUGAAACCAAAAAGGAAGCUCUCCGACACUCGUUCGAUAGCCUCGUCGACGGCGGAACCUCCGUCUCCGAGACCGGCGCCAUGCGUCGAUCGGAAAUUGAAGCCCACCAUGACUUUCGGAACGAUGCCUUGCCAGAGGAAAGCUUUCGAGGUCGAAUACGACAACGUGAGCCGCAGGCACCGCGCAGCCCCUAGUCCCACGCCACCUAGCUUGGGAAGAUCCUACGAAAGCCUGGUAGACUAUGAUAAUGAACAGAUUUAUCAUUCGUUCCCCGAUCUGAACAAGUCCAAGAUACUGGAAUAUCUCGAUCUGGAUUUGGACAGCAAGAGUAACAAGCACGUGCGCAACGCGAAGGCUGAACCGUUGCGAUCGCCGGGCGCGAACACCGUCUACAAAAAAGUAGAUUUCAUGAAGACGGAGGCCUUCAACAACACGCGGAACGAGCUGGAAAAGGAACGAAACAAGAAUGUGCCGAUACUUAAGAAAUGAUAAUUACGAUGAUGACUCUUUUCCCCCACUAUUCUCACUCAUAUCCUUUUCUUUACUUACAUAUCCAACUACGCUUUGCCGAAGCGCACAAACACAUUUUAUAAAAAAAACACAAACAUUACCAGCUUUACAUACCGUUCAUGUUCGAUGCAUUUUCAAGUUUUUACAUUUAUAUUUUUAAUAUAUGAAUAUUAGUUUGUAACAAAUAACUGAAGUGAACGCGCAAUCAAGAGACACAGAUUAUUACUUUAUUAUUAUAUAUAAUGUAUAAUCCAUAUUUUAUUAUAUUAAUGUUAGAUGAUGAUAAUGGAGAAGAAUUUUUAAAAUCAUGUACAUAUAAAAAUUAUAUAUAUAUAUAUCUAUAUUUCUAUCAGUAAUUUGUUGAAGAUGAUACAAAAAAAAUACACACACGUUUUAAUAUUAGCUAAAUUUGUAGAGAUUUUAAAGUAAAUAAAUGAUUAUAUUGGUAUCCGA
Nicrophorus vespilloides is the source of this 2461-nucleotide messenger RNA. It is a transcript of the gene dos, whose product is annotated as GRB2-associated-binding protein 2. The record is from RefSeq and is a predicted model, not a curated record. The transcript is spliced from 8 exons. Lineage: Eukaryota; Metazoa; Arthropoda; Insecta; Coleoptera; Silphidae. Bases 122 to 1987 code for a protein of 621 amino acids.